CUGCUGACGACUCUCCUCCUGGUCGGUAGAGGGCGCUCAUCUGCACCAAUAUCACCGGAAGCUCGCGUGUAAAAGACAACAGCCUGCCUUGAAGUUGCAGCCAUUAAUCUAAAGAAAUACCCAUAGUUUGUUAAUAUUUCUCCAUUUAGUGCUACAUUGACCUAAGAGGGUAACGUUUGAUCCAUUGGGAGAAUGGGCAGGAGCAGGAGCCGAACUCCUCCGAGACGAGAGAGAAGGCGUUCCCGCUCAACUUCAAGGGAGCGCGAGCGGAGGCGAAGGGAAAAGGAGCGCUCUCGUGAUCGGGACCGUGAGCGGCGGAGGAGUCGCUCACGGUCUCCUCACAGGAGACGUUCAAGCAGGUCUCCCCCCCGACGUCAUCCCUCCUCCUCCACCUCCCCCUCUGAUGAGGGCAAACACGCUAAGGACAAGUCAGCAAAGCCCAUUCAGAUCUCGGAGGAAGACAUGCAGGGCAAAACAGAAGAGGAAAUUGAGAUGAUGAAACAGAUGGGAUUUGGAUCCUUUUCCACCAGCAAGGGGAAGAAGACUGAUGGAUCUGUCAAUGCCUUUGCUGUCAAUGUGACCAUGAAGAGAAAAUACAGGCAGUACAUGAACAGAAAAGGUGGAUUCAACAGACCACUGGACUUCAUCGCCUGAGAGUAUCAACAGCUCAUUGGAUACCUGAGAAGCUUACCCCCGUUCUCCCCGUACAGUAGAGGAUGAUAUAGUGCUAUUUGGUAUUUCAAACCUGUUUUGUGUUAUGCAAUAAUUCUGUAUAUACUUUUUUUGGGGGUCUCUUGUCAAUACUCAACUGUGUCUGAAUAUUGAUAGGAGACACAAUACAGUGCGCUUUGUGUUGACGUGUGUAGGUGUAUUUGAAAUAAAGGCAUUUU
Messenger RNA from Etheostoma spectabile (orangethroat darter), 890 nucleotides. RefSeq names its product small nuclear ribonucleoprotein 27 (U4/U6.U5) (gene snrnp27). The coding region runs from base 193 to 654 and encodes 153 amino acids. The transcript has 6 exons. NCBI's taxonomy places the organism in Eukaryota, Metazoa, Chordata, Actinopteri, Perciformes, Percidae. Gene Ontology annotation, biological process: RNA splicing. Gene Ontology annotation, cellular component: precatalytic spliceosome. The record is from RefSeq and is a predicted model, not a curated record.